ACGCGUGAUUCGCCUGGUUGAUUGACCAGCUGCGCCUGCCGCCGGUCAGCAAGUCACAAUUCACGCAGGGAAGUCGCAGAAAGCCUCCACUUCCCUCUUGCGAUCCCCAAAAAUACUUUUUACACGUACAGAUCUGCGCGUUUGUUCCCCAUUCCUCUCCCUCGACGACUAUUUGGCCUUUAUCGCGAAACCGGGGUCCUAGUAGCGGGGUUCCAGUCGGCGGGGGCGUGACAACGACGAUCACAUCACCUGCCUUUCUUCGGCGUUCGCAAGUCCUCCGUGACUUAUUCCCAGGCUUACUUCCAGCUUGAGAAGUAGUGUGUGCUCUUGUACCCACGACGCACUCGUCGAAUUCUGGAAGCAUGCGACCGCUUCCCGGUAGCAGCGAUGCGCUGCCUGCGCCUGUCAAGCCUCGGUCCCGCAAGUCGAGCAUGGAUCACGCCGCGACGCUGUCAAACAACGGCCCCACCACGUUCUUCAUGAGGAGCGAGCAUGACAUGGAACAGUCACUGUCUGCAUCACAGAGUACACAGUCGAUAAGAAGGCCGCAAGAAGGCACUUAUGGAGUGCAGAGCUUAGCUGAUACUUUGGAAGCUGCAUUUGGCGCUGAGAGCACCACAGUUAGCAAGAAGGCGGAUAAGCAGAACAACGCAGGCAGCCAUGGCAGACACCUUGCGAGAUCAGAAUCGCAUAGCCCAUCUGCGGACUCUGCGAAGUCGCCAGAGAGUCCUGCUGCCUCGCCACUGCGCAAGCUGAAGAGGAAGCUUUCCAACCGCACCACGUCUACGCCUCUGACGCCCCUAUACGUCGAAGCACCGUCCCCGCUGCCCACCUCAGCUCUGCCAAGCACACCAACGUCCGUGUCGCUACAUUCGCUGAGGCUGUCAGAUGAGGGCUCUGUGGUUGAUGAGACUGGGAGUCAGGUCAUCACGUCGAGUGGAGAGGAGGAAGAUGAUGUCGAGACGCAGCAGGGCACAUCGAUGAGCUUUCCACAGUUGGUGAUGCCGAGCAUACAGAUGCCAACGAGAAGACCGUUCACAAAUAAGGGCAAGAACAUGGGCAAGCUAAAGGUUCUGGUUGCUGGACAAGCGGGUAUCGGCAAGACCUCACUCAUUCGCUCGAUCGUGCAAAGCUGCGAUGACAUCGUACAUGUAGACUCCCUCUCGCCCUCACAGUCGCUCUUGCAGCCGCCUCCCCGAAGACCGAAGUCUCGUAGACGGCAAACAGACCAGGGGGCUACGUUGCGCGUGACAGAGAUCCAUGCCAGCACUAGACCGUAUCCACACUGGUGGACUGAUGUUGAAGAGACUAGGGUUUUGCGGAGAAGAAAGAGUAGCACUGACACAAUCUUGGAAAGAAACAUUUGCUUCGUGGACACGCCGGGCUACGUUGAAGGGAGCUUAGAGCAUGACGACAUGAACCUCGUGGUUGAGUACCUGGAGUCACUGCUGCACCAGACAGCUUCUGUGACCAACAUGGAAGAUGGGGAGAUAGUCGGCGUUAUCAGUGGCAGUGGAGGAAUCUUGGUGGAUGUUGUCCUUUAUAUGUUGCCGCCGAACAAGGAGAUAACCAAGGACGUCGAAUUCAUGCAGCGGCUAUCUGCGUUCACCAACGUCGUACCCGUCAUCGCAAAGUCGGAGACGCUGACCGCCCAGGAACUAAUCUCACUGAAGGCGUCUGUACUUGCUCGCCUCCAGGCUACAGCUGUCAAACCAUUCCUCUUUGGAAAGCCUUUAGACGACGCAUUGCUUGCAGUCCAAGGCCUGGACAUCGUCUAUUCAAUGGCUACGCCAACAACCGCGAUCCACGUAGAUCAGUCGAAGGGGCCCAAUCAGUUCCCCUUCCCUACACCAACGCAUCCGUACGCAGUAUCAUCGCUUCACGGAUCAGAUGCCGAUAUCAUGGACGCAUCUCUACUGAUGUCUCCAGACUACGUUCAACCUCUCAUGCCGUCUGAACUUUCCAAUAUGAUCGAGCAAGUCUUUGACCCUGAUGCUAUUGCCUGGUUGAGGCACACAACGGCGAAGAAGUUCCUAUCCUGGAGAAGAAAGACAAAUCUACCGGGCGAUUCAUUUAUUAUACACGGCCUCCAGCAACCAAGUAGCCCCACCACAGCAUCAGUAGGACUAGCUGGCACUAUGCUGAAUCCAUCAACAACGUCCUCUGUCUUCUCUGCCAUCUCCCCAUCCGGUGUCCUCGUCCCUCGCUCCACCUCCCCCUUCUACUCGAACCUCCAAUCGCCCCUCCUGUCCUCUGUCGCCGGCUCCCCCACCGACCCCACCACCUUCUCUCUCACCCAUUACAUCAACUCCAACCCACAGGCAAGCGACAUCCGCGUCGCUAAGUGGGCCACAGAUCUGCACAGGAGUUUGAGAAACGAACGCGAUCGAUUCGAAAAUUUGCAAAGGAACGAGAGGGCUAAAUGGUUACUUGAGAGAGUCGGUGAAGAGGUCCAGAAUGGGACAAUUGUGACGAGUGACGGGCCCAGGGCGGAGUGGGCCAUCGUUCGACAUGGCAGUGAUGAGAAGCUGGUCAGUGGCCAGAGGUACGAUGUUACGGGAUUAGACUCGAAAGAUCCCCUUGGCUUGUGUGGCAUUAGCGAUGAGCUGAAGAAACGGGGGUUCGUGCUGUGUCAGGCUGUAGGUGGUAUGAGUCUGCUUGGUGCGGUUGGUCUGGCCAUCGUCAGGGUUGCGGGUUGGGAAACGCCUGAGGGCGGGGUUUGGGGAUGGUUGGUUGGGGGUGUGGAGUGAGAACUGAUCAUGUCUGUGACAAGGGGAUGCAUACUUUAGAGAUACCCGUUCGUUGUGUAGAUAAGCAGCACUUACUCGACUCUUGGUACCUCG
This is a messenger RNA of Didymella exigua CBS 183.55, 2843 nucleotides long. RefSeq lists its product as uncharacterized. Gene Ontology annotation, cellular component: microtubule cytoskeleton; septin complex; septin ring. The transcript is spliced from 4 exons. Gene Ontology annotation, molecular function: GTPase activity; GTP binding; molecular adaptor activity. NCBI's taxonomy places the organism in Eukaryota, Fungi, Ascomycota, Dothideomycetes, Pleosporales, Didymellaceae. Gene Ontology annotation, biological process: cytoskeleton-dependent cytokinesis. Bases 363 to 2750 code for a protein of 795 amino acids. The record is from RefSeq and is a predicted model, not a curated record.